Molecule: messenger RNA, 1905 nt
Organism: Prorocentrum cordatum
Lineage: Eukaryota; Dinophyceae; Prorocentrales; Prorocentraceae
Source: the annotation of a GenBank genome assembly
GAGGCGGCCGCCCGCACCACGUUCCACAAGGCCAAACGUCUCUGGGAGCACACCAAGCAGCGAGCGAGACGGCGGUGGAUCGCGACGAAGACUCGGGAGCUGACCAGUGCUCACGCUUCGGGAGAUCUCGGCCGUGUCUAUACGAUUCUGCGGCGCAUCUCCCUUCUGGAGAGCGGCACCUCGUUCAAAGGCUGGGAACGUUUCACCCUCGAGCAGAUGCGCCAGCACGUCAUGGAAAUCGCGAAGGACCUGGGCCACGUAGAGGACGCCACUCUCCAGCACGGCCUUCCCGCACUCGAGCCCGCGCUGUGGAUUGACGAUGUCCCGGAACACCAGGAGAUCAUCAAGGCGCUCAAAGGCAUGCGCGAGACCGCUGCUGGGCCCGACCAGUUGACGCCGGUUAUGCUCAAGAACGCAGGGCCGGCUCUACAUGCUCUGCUGGUGGCGGUGGUGCAAGCCAUGUGGCAGCAGGAUCCGGACACCUGGCCCGCCUCUGUCCACGAGGGCUACGGCAUCUUUCUGCACAAGAAAGGCCCGCGCGAGAAGCUGGACAACUACCGCUGCAUCAUGAUCUGCUCCAUCUGCAGCCGCCUGAUUGCGCGGAUAGUGUCCGCCCGCCUUACGAGGUACCUAGACAAGGCGGGACUUCUUCCAGAGCAGCAGUAUGGCUUCAGGCCGUACCGCUCCGUUGCUGGCCUGAUUUUCUUCCUCCGCAUCGUGCUCGAGUGCGCCGCCGCUCCCGACACUAUGGACGUCGGCGACCCGCUGACGAUCAACGAGGCCAUGUUCACGCUCACGGAGCGUGCAGGUAUACCUCCCACGGCGAGAUGCAUUCUGCGUGGCCUGCACAGCCUUACCAGCUACCAGAUCAAGAGCAGCGAGGGGCUGAGCGAGCCUUCCCGGCUCCCGAGAGGCCUUCGUGAGGGCGACGUCACGUCCUGCCCGCUGUUCAACCUGUACCACGCCAACGCGAUGCGCCACGCCACAGCGGCCACGCGGGCCGAGUUCGGCGAGGACGUCGGGGUGCCGCUGGAGGUCCGCAACAGCGUCCGGCUGGGACUCAAGCCGGGGGCCAAGGCCCGCCAGGCGCCCACCGACGAGCUCUUCACUCUCCCCACGCUGCACUGCGCUGACGACACCAACCUCUUCUGCCGGCGCAGCCAGCACAAGCGGCUCGAGCGGCUCCUCGAGGACACGCUCAAGCUCUGGGGCGUUGAAGUCCACCCGGGGAAGUACGAGAGACUGAUCACGAUCCCGGAGGGAGAUCCUCACCCCCCAGGCUUCGCCGAAGCAGCACGCUUCAUAGGCGGCUGGCUCCGCGGCGACGGCCGCCACAGCACGGACACAACCAAGCGGGCUGAGCAAGCGAACGAACUUUGGCAACGCCUCUUCUCGCAGAUCCCGCGCCUGGCCAUCGACCCGAAGGACAAGGGCAGGCUGAUCCGUGCUUUUCCCAUGGCCGGCAUGCUGCCUGCCGCCGAAGCCCGGCUGUGGUCCGCCGGCGACAUCAAGCGCUUGCAGGUGAUCCAGAACCGUAUGGUGAGGGGAGCGCUGGCGCAGCGGAUCCGCGACAUGCACGAGCAGCAGCUCACCAUGUCCGACCUGCGCCUCACGCUAGGCCUCGACCUUGUGUCCACGGAGAUGGGCUGGCGACAACUGGCAUGGCUCGGCCACGUAGCCCGCAUGCCUGAGGACAGGCUGGAGCGCCGGGCCCUCUCUCUGUGGAUUGCCGGGCAUCUCCCGCGGGAAGGCCGGGUGGCCUCCAGCACUCGCCGACAGCUUUGGCAACGCCUCUGCGAGCUCCUCGUUUUCACUGACUUGCAGCGCAAGGACUACCAGACGGCGUGGAUGUCCCUCGCGCAGGAGAAUAACGGCAAGCGCUGGCGUUUCCUCAUGCGGGAAUAG